GCGAAGGUUACGCGAGGUUCUACGACAGGGCCGCCUGGUUCAAGUUGUUUUCUUCGCUGUGGCUUGGUUAACGCCCACAGUGGCUGCUCCCCAGUCCGUAGCCUAGGCCUAGUUCAGUCGUCUUGCCCUUCCUGGCGUAGAUCUAGAGAUCUAAAUCUAGAUCUAGUAGACAAGCCGUCAAGCGCUGGGCCUUACAUUCGCGGUUCACAGGGCUCAUGUGUGUAUGUUUUGUAGUUCUGUGUGUGCGCGCGAGUGUGUCAAGAUUCCUGUGUGUUAAGCCGCAACUCUCACCGUCACAGGCAGGAGGCAAUCAGUGAUUCUCUAGUCGUCGCAGCUGAGAUUAGAGUCUACGCAUUUUGUGGACAGUGUAACUGAGUCUAGCGCUGCGAAAGAAAACUUCAGUUCUACCAGACCAGCCUUGUCUUAUAAAUUAUACGGAGAAGGGGAAUAACCAUUAACACCCACAUCAUGGCCUCAGCAGCAAGGACCUUCUCAUGGGAGGAUUACGUUGUUUUCAGCUGUAUGUUGUUUCUGUCAUCCUGCAUCGGUCUGUUCUUUGGUAUCCGAGCGAAAACGAAGAAACAAGCCAGCGCCGAUGAACUGCUUACAGGAAACCGCAAGCUGCCACUGAUCCCCGUGGCUCUGUCCCUGAGCGCCAGCUUCACAUCUGCGACCACCAUCCUGGGAAUCCCGGCCGAAGUGUACACUCGAGGUGGCGAGCAGUGGCUCUGGGCGCUGGGCAUGAUCCCCUGCUUCCUUAUCGUCGGCUUCUUCAUCGUUCCCAUCAUCUAUAAGCUGCAGCUGACCAACGCCUAUGAGUACCUUGAACUUCGAUUCAGCAAGGCUGUCAGAACUAUUGGAUCAUUUUCCUUUUCUAUCAUCAUUGUCAUUUACAUGGCAGCUGUCCUCUAUGCACCAUCUGUCGCUCUAAGCCAAGUGACAGGCCUUGACCCAGAUGUUUCUAUUGUGGCCAUUGGAUUGGUUUGCACGGUUUACACCUCUUUUGGAGGCAUCAGAGGUGUGGUCUGGACAGAUGCUUUCCAGCUGAUCAUUGUGUGGGCAGGGCUCCUGGCUCUUAUGUUCAAGGGUGCAAGCGACGUUGGAGGUUGGAGCAAAGUUUGGGAAAUUUCACGGAAAGGAGACAGGCUGCCUCGGUUUGAUAUGGACCCAGAUCCCUUUAUUCGCCACACAUUCUGGACACUUUUGGUUGGUGGAGGGACAAACAUGAUGACCGUGUAUGGAGCCAACCAGACAAAUUUACAACGUUACUCAAGUGUCAGCUCACUACGCAAGUCCAAAAUAGCUCUUCUGCUGAAUCUUCCUCUUUGGAUUUGCUAUCUGAGCAUUCUGAGUUUGUUGGGUCUGGUCAUGUUUGCUUAUUUUGAUGGCUGUGACCCCCUGGGCAAGGAAAUGGUAUCUAAGACUGAUCAGUUGUUGCCUUUGUUUGUGCUUGAAACAAUGGGCAGCAUGCCCGGACUGCCAGGACUGUUUAUUGCUUCUGUCUUCAGUGCCUCCAUUAGUACAUUAUCAUCAGGAAUCAAUUCUCUCGGUGCGGUCACGUUAGAGGAUGUGUUCAAGCCGUUGUAUGAGAAGUGCAAGAAGAAGAGUCCAUCUCAGAUGGUGCUUACAAUAGCCACAAUAGUGCUAGUAUUUGUCUUCGGUGGUCUGACCAUUUUUCUGGCAAAGAUGGCAAGUCUUCUUGGGAAAACUGCCCUGACCAUCAGCUUUGGUGUCUUUGGAAUGGUCGGGGGUCCAUUACUGGGCCUGAUGAUUAACGGCAUGUUUAUUCCUUUCAUCAACAAAUGGGGUGCAAUGGCUGGUUGGCUUGCCAGCCUUGUGCUAUGUUUGUAUGUUGGCAUUGAUCCAGUCUUCAAUCCUGGACCAAAGGGUUAUUUACCUCUGGAUUCUGAGUCUUGCUCUGUUGACUUUCUGAAUUCUAGCAACAUGUCCAUGACCACAACUCCUGUGAUGCUUACAACUACGUUUUUAAAUGGCACCACCAAUGCAACAACCCCUGCUGGAGGCUCGGCCGACAGUGACCAUCUCUACUUGUCCUAUCUCCACUACUCAACACUAGCUCUGCUAGUCUCUGCCAUUGUUGGCAUGCUUGUUUCAGCGCUCACAGGGUGCAAUAAAGGCAAGGACGUUGAUGAAAGGACUUACUACAAGUAUCCUUGUUGUUUCAGACAGUCAACAUCUAGCUAUGACUUGGACCACUUGGAUAAGCCACCAGCAUAUAGGAAUCCAAGCUUUCCUGGAGGCCAAAACUUGGACGCUGAAGAUUAUAGCCCAUAUGUGAAUAACUUUGCUGUCAAGUCUGCCAACAACCAUGUAAAUGGUGUGUAUAGUGUUCACUGAUUAACUGUGAUGUGUGAUGGUAACCCGCCACUGAUAGAAACAGAGAAUUUGCCUCCUGCGCUGGGGUAGGAUUUUGGCUAGACGUAUGAACAAUUUAUGUUCAUAUUAGAGCGUAUUGUUGUAGGUAUUGAAAUGUUUACAUAUAUGCAUUUUUAUACUGUUUGUCCCUUUAUAAAAAAAAUUUUUUAUUCGCCUUUUAAUACCAGAAUAAAAAAAAAAAAGUAAAUUGAGCUAAAAUUUAGAAGAGUCUAUCGUGUUGUCUCAGGGAUAGCAGUCAUUGAUGUACCUGUCCACAGAAGUGAAUCUGUUUUUUGGGGUGGUUUUUAUUUUUUUAUUUUUUUUGGGGGGGUUAUGUAAGGCUAUCUUGUUUUCUUUGCUGCUACUUCAAAUUUGGAAGAAUAGACAUUACUGCAGGGUUUUUUUUCUUUCUAAGAGCAUUAUGUUUCCUACUACAGAAAUGGAACUAAAGUUAACUGGUCUUUGUUAUUGAAAUUGCAAUUUUGUCUUUCUCUGGCUGUGUCUCACUGUAUACAGUGUUUUUGUAAGUCAAGACUAAAUUUGAUAUUAAUUUUUCCAAUCUUUGUACAUUUUGUUCCCCAGUUUUUAAUGUUGCAAUUGUCAGCUUUAAAAUGUGGAGUUAUUGGUAUCAUCUUAAGGUUUGUUCAUUUGUCUUGCUUAAAAUGAAAAAAA
Messenger RNA from Aplysia californica (California sea hare), 3048 nucleotides. Its product is annotated as sodium-dependent multivitamin transporter. Gene Ontology annotation, cellular component: membrane. Bases 469 to 2358 code for a protein of 629 amino acids. Gene Ontology annotation, biological process: transmembrane transport; sodium ion transport. NCBI's taxonomy places the organism in Eukaryota, Metazoa, Mollusca, Gastropoda, Aplysiida, Aplysiidae. The transcript is spliced from 17 exons. The record is from RefSeq and is a predicted model, not a curated record. Gene Ontology annotation, molecular function: symporter activity.